Molecule: messenger RNA, 5504 nt
Organism: Perognathus longimembris pacificus (Pacific pocket mouse)
Lineage: Eukaryota; Metazoa; Chordata; Mammalia; Rodentia; Heteromyidae
Gene: Morc2
Product: MORC family CW-type zinc finger 2
Exons: 27
Coding region: 1423-4542 (1039 amino acids)
Cellular component (GO): nucleus
Molecular function (GO): zinc ion binding
Source: RefSeq, a predicted model, not a curated record
CGAGUUAGGGGCCUGACUCCCCGGCGACGAGACAAGAUGGCUCCUCCGGUCCGCGCUGCAGCUACCGUCCCGGCUGCGUCGCUCGGCCCGCCCCCGGUACUGUUUCUUUAAAUGGCGGAGAGGGGUCAGGAAAGCAGGAAGAGAGGCGCGCGCGCUGUCACGUGACAGGGGCGGGUCCGGCCAACCAAGAUCCGGUCACGUGGGCACACACUGCCUGCCAAUUAAUAGGCGGGGUAGCUGGGCGGAGGCGGGAGGAGUCUCGGACGUUGUGAUUGGCUGGAUGCGCCGCGGAGGCCUCGGGGGUUUGGGGCGUCGGGGAGUGAGUGAGGUGGCCGGGGCUGUGUGCACUUAGCGGAGACAAAGCAGUGAGUGAGGUGGCGGUAGCGGCAGACUCCGAGAAGAGAGGAAAAAAAAGCAAAAUUUCGAGGUGCUGAGUCCUUCUUCCAAUUCAUCCAAGCGCAGUGCGCGGGCGGCGGCAGCGGAGGCGUUGACGGUAGCGGCGGCGGCGGCGGCAGCGGCAGAGGCGGCGGCGGCAGCACAUGGUUCCAAGAGCGCGCUGCGGUUGUUGAGUUCCAAUUCCGCGGGGAGGGACAAAGGCAGCUGCGAGCGCCGGGAAACGCCCGUUCGCGUGGUCCCUGCACCUGGGUCCUCAAUCCGGGCCCCGAAAAGCCGGGACUAACUUCUCUCCGCGAGGAGGCGGCCGCGGGACUGAGGCCCCGGGAAGUGGGGGAGGGGCGCGGCCCCCGCCUGAGGGGUUUGGGGCGGGACCGUCGGGAAGGCGGUUGCAUCCGGGUCUUUGUGAGGUAAUUUGACCCCCACGGCUCUGCGGUGGCGAUCCGGGCGCCGACGCCAGCUGGAUCGGCCAGUUGCCACGCUUCAGUUGGGAAGCCAAGAGAAACCGGAACUGGCGCCAUAUGUGCUCUAGCGACCUCGUGGUCUUCUGUCUGGAGCCUGUUGAAGGAUCUUGACGUCACCGGCGGCCAAGACAUGAGUGAAUGUUCAAUUUUAUGACAGAAUUGGGUAAAUAAUUCAGGGUUGGUAAGUUUUCCUAAUCAAGGAAUUUAGGACAAGAGCAACAAUAAUAAAUCAACACAUUACAAAUUAAAAGAAAAAAGACUUGAAGAAUGUCAAGAUGAAGCAGUAAUAAACCACCAACUCCAAGACCCCGUCGUCGACUCCAGAACCUUCUACAGGGACUUGUUUAGGACACGGGUUUAUGACGUAAUUCUUUCCAAAAUAUUCCAUCAUAAUUGUUGAGAAGAUUAGGAAAUUACUUAGAAGGAGGACACGGUUGUAGGUAACUUGUCUCAGCUGAUAUUAAGCGCACAGACCUAACCUUUACUGGACUGAAUCCUGGAAACUUUGUUGAGUUUCAUGUCUUUUUGAGUAGUGGGUAGAAGAUUUGGAGACCCUUGCCAAGUCAUGGCGUUCACAAAUUACAGCAGUCUGAAUAGAGCUCAACUAACUUUUGAGUAUCUGCACACAAAUUCAACUACUCAUGAAUUCCUGUUUGGUGCUCUUGCUGAAUUGGUUGAUAAUGCAAGAGAUGCUGAUGCCACCAGAAUAGAUAUUUAUGCUGAAAGACGAGAGGACCUUCGAGGAGGAUUUAUGCUUUGCUUUUUGGAUGAUGGAGCAGGAAUGGAUCCGAGUGAUGCUGCCAGUGUGAUCCAGUUUGGGAAGUCAGCCAAGCGAACACCGGAGUCCACUCAGAUCGGGCAAUAUGGGAAUGGGUUAAAAUCAGGCUCAAUGCGUAUUGGGAAAGAUUUUAUUCUCUUCACCAAGAAAGAAGACACCAUGACCUGUCUCUUCCUGUCCCGCACCUUUCAUGAGGAAGAAGGCAUCGAUGAGGUGAUAGUUCCAUUGCCCACCUGGAAUUCUCGGACCCGGGAACCUGUCACAGACAAUGUAGAAAAGUUUGCUAUUGAGACAGAACUCAUCUACAAGUAUUCUCCCUUCCGCACUGAGGAAGAAGUGAUGACCCAGUUCAUGAAGAUUCCUGGGAACAGCGGAACCCUGGUGAUCAUUUUUAAUCUCAAGCUCAUGGACAAUGGAGAGCCUGAACUAGACAUAGUCUCAAAUCCGAAAGAUAUCCAGAUGGCAGAGACCUCCCCAGAGGGAACGAAGCCAGAAAGGCGCUCUUUCCGUGCCUAUGCUGCUGUGCUCUAUAUUGAUCCCCGAAUGAGGAUAUUUAUCCAUGGACACAAAGUGCAGACCAAGAGGCUCUCCUGCUGCCUGUACAAGCCCAGGAUGUACAAGUACACAUCAAGCCGUUUCAAGACCCGUGCAGAGCAGGAGGUGAAAAAAGCAGAGCAUGUAGCUCGGAUUGCUGAAGAGAAGGCCCGGGAGGCAGAGAGCAAAGCUCGGACGUUAGAAGUGCGCCUGGGUGGAGACCUCACACGGGACUCUAGGGUGAUGUUACGGCAGGUUCAGAACACUGCCAUCACCCUGCGUAGAGAAGCUGACGUUAAGAAGAGGAUUAAGGAGGCCAAGCAACGAGCACUCAAAGAACCUAAGGAAUUAAAUUUUGUUUUUGGGGUCAACAUUGAACACCGAGAUCUUGAUGGUAUGUUCAUCUAUAACUGUAGUCGCCUGAUCAAGAUGUAUGAGAAAGUAGGCCCACAGCUGGAAGGGGGCAUGGCAUGUGGUGGGGUUGUUGGAGUUGUUGAUGUGCCCUACCUGGUCUUGGAGCCUACGCACAACAAGCAGGACUUCGCUGAUGCCAAGGAGUACCGGCACCUGCUCCGAGCAAUGGGGGAGCACCUAGCACAGUACUGGAAGGACAUUGCCAUUGCCCAGCGUGGAAUCAUCAAGUUCUGGGAUGAGUUUGGCUACCUUUCUGCCAAUUGGAACCAGCCCCCAUCUAGUGAGCUGCGUUUCAAACGCCGGAGAGCUAUGGAAAUCCCAACCACUAUUCAGUGUGAUUUGUGUCUGAAGUGGAGGACUCUCCCCUUCCAGCUUAGUUCAGUAGAAAAAGAUUACCCUGACACCUGGGUUUGUUCUAUGAACCCUGAUCCUGAGCAGGACCGGUGUGAGGCUUCUGAACAGAAGCAGAAGGUCCCCUUGGGAACAUUGAAAAAGGAUACAAAGACACAAGAAGAGAAGCAAAAGCAGCUGACAGAGAAAAUUCGCCAGCAGCAGGAGAAGUUGGAGGCUCUUCAGAAAACUACACCCAUCCGCUCACAAGCUGACCUGAAGAAAUUGCCCUUAGAAGUGACCACUAGACCAUCCUCUGAGGAACCUGCACGGAGACCUCAGCGUCCUCGGUCACCCCCUUUACCUGCUGUGAUCAAGAAUGCACCAAGCAGACCCCCUUCCCUGCAGACUGCCAGAUCAACCAACCAAUCUCGAAAGGCUCCUGUUGUCAGCAGCUCCCCAAAGCCUCCUGUUUUGACAGCUCGAGCAGAGGCGGCCAGUACUUCCAAGCUGCCCAGUUUACCCGAUCCACCCCGAAAGCCUCUGAGUGCUCCUGUCAAGGCUGUCUCCCGGCCUGCCCCUUUGGUGCAGCCACCGCCAUCAUCUGUACAGCCCAACUCCAAGAACCCUCGGGAGAUCCCGUCCCCCAAAGCCAUCAAGAAUCCAGUGGUGAAGAAACCAGAGACACCUAUUAGACUCUCCCCGGCUAAUCGAAAGCGGAGUCUUGUGAUCUCUGAUGAUGAAGAUACUGAGGAAGAGGCUGAAAAGAGAAAGGAGAGGUGCAAACGGGGCAAGUUUGCUGUGAAGGAGGAAAAGAAGGAAUCAAACGAGGUCACUGGAGAUGCCUCCUUGCAACAAUCAGAUAGUGCUGGGGAAGAGGACCAAGUUGAACUCAAAAAUGCUCAGAAAGAUAAAGGGCUGCAUGUGGAGGUUCGUGUGAACAAGGAGUGGUAUACUGGCCGUGUGACAGCUGUGGAAGUGGGCAAGAAUGUGGUACGGUGGAAGGUGAAGUUCGACUACGUGCCCACAGAUGUAACACCGAGAGACCGCUGGGUGGAGAAAGGCAGUGAAGAUGUGCGGCUGAUGAAGCCACCUUCUCCAGAGUAUCAAAGCCCUGACACACAGCAAGAGGGUGGAGAAGAAGAGGAGGCUGUGUUGGUCCAGCAGCCUGUGGUCGUGGUAGAGCCCUCUACCUCUGAAUGUGCCCGCAUAGAGCCUGAUACCACUGCUCCAAACACCAGCCAUGAGACCAUUGACCUGCUGGUCCAGAUUCUCCGGAAUUGCUUACGAUAUUUUCUGCCUCCGAGUUUUCCCAUUUCCAAGAAGGAGCUGAGUGUUAUGAAUUCACACGAGCUAAUAUCUUUUCCUCUGAAAGAAUACUUCAAGCAGUAUGAAGCAGGGCUCCAGAAUCUGUGCAAUUCCUAUCAAAGCCGUGCCGACUCCCGGGCCAAGGCCUCUGAGGAGAGUCUGCGCACCUCUGAGAGGAAGCUUCGUGAGACAGAGGAGAAGCUGCAGAAGUUGAGGACCAACAUUGUGGCUUUGCUGCAAAAGGUGCAGGAGGACAUAGACAUCAACACAGAUGAUGAGCUGGAUGCCUACAUUGAAGACCUCAUCACCAAGGGGGACUGAGAGGCCGGGAGCCAGGGAUCCGCCCCCCCCCCCCCCCCCCCGCCCUUCCAUACAGCAGCUCCUCAGGAGGGUACCUUCCUGAGCUGCUGGACUGAUAACUUGUUUUGACUUACAUAGGACAUGUGUGCUUUUGGAGGAAAAGACCCUCUUCUUUGAAUCUUCCUCCCUAAGUUUAUAAAUAUUUAUUUUUUACAAAGAGACGAUGCUGCGCCUGCCAUGAGACCAUACAUUUUGUGCCUGUGACUCAGGCACAGGAUGGAAAACCUUCCUACUUUUGCCACACUGGCUGGCUGAGCCUGAGCCACUCCGGCUCCUGGCUCCUCAGUUGUGGUGAGGCUAGUGCCAGGGUAAAGUUGGAGAAGCUCCAGGGAUGACAGUGAUUUCUCUUCCAGGGGACUGAAAAUGGAAUCUGGGAGAUGCAGGUGGGCGAGAGUCCUCCAGAGCUGUGAGGUCCCCGGGGCCAGUGGUCAGAGCAGGCUCAGCAUCCAAGGGGACUCCCCUCCUAGCUCCUCUUGUCAGAUGUAUUCGUCUGCAGUUGACCCAAGUGGUUGUGGUAUUUAGUUUGGGGAAGAAAGAUCUUUGCUGUUCAACCUCCCCAUGUACCACCUAAGUUUCCUGCCUUGGUAGUGUGCAUCAAGGUUGAGGAGCAGCUGCUCCUAUGGGUCAGUCCUCUGGCCUGAAUAGCACUCCAGGUGUUGACUCCAAAGGAUCGAUUCCUCAGGGAAGGUGCAGGAGUAUGAAGGAGCCCUCCCGGGGAGGAGGCCUCCAUCCAUGGUUGCCUCAGUGGUACUUGUUCCUGCUGCUUCUCUGUCUCUUGUGCCCCAUGGAACACUAAAAGGAGGGGACCAGGGAACCUCUUACUUCAGGGACUUAAGAGGCAUCUCUGCAGCAAGCACACUUGGCUUUCCCUCCCUGCCCAGUCACAGCCCCAGAAGCUGUGUCCUUCAGACAACUUCUCAGGG